Messenger RNA from Pseudo-nitzschia multistriata, 2025 nucleotides. NCBI's taxonomy places the organism in Eukaryota, Bacillariophyta, Bacillariophyceae, Bacillariales, Bacillariaceae. The record is from the annotation of a GenBank genome assembly.
AACCAACAACGCAACGCUAUCGUCAAAAGUAGUCGUAUCUUCACGUCGUUCGAGUCCUGAAAUCUACAAAUAGAACCUUCUCGCAACGAGCACUAUUGACAAUCGCCAUCGAAUCCCCAGAAUCAAACGCGGAGCGAACGUAAAAGAAAAGGGAAGAGAUUUUGUUAACGGCACUAAAACAAAACGAUGCCCGUGCCUUCCGCAACGACGAACAUGAGCGAUCCUUCGAGUGUUCGAGAAUGGCUGGCGAACAAGCACCCAAAGCAACUAGAUCUUUUGGACUCGUUCGAGACGGAACUUCGGAUGGCUGGUAGGCUUUCGAAGCAUCCAUCGCAGAGCGAUCGUUUGUCGAUCACCAUCCGCACGGUAGAGGUCCUCAAGACCAUGAUCGGCAGCACCAGGUGGAAAUCUCCGGCCGAACUCUUGGUGUUGCUGCGUGGACUGGGACGAGACAUGGAUGCGGCCGGUGGUUUUCGGGAGCCAGCAAUCGGAAACGUCGUUCGGAGGAUUCUCGCGGCGGUCAGGGAAGAAGUUUUGAGCGGGGGACCGACGAGAGUCGAAAAUCGAUCCUCUCUGGAAAGCAUGCUGUGGGCGUUGCCCCAGCACGUAAAAACCCACACCCGCGGGAACAGCAUGUCCCUCCACAGUUCUUCCCAAGAGAACCAGUCGCAGCAAGAACGGCGCCACAUGCGUUCCGAAUCGGUGGGAUCGGUAGGCGAUAUCCUCGAGCAACAGUCUCUCGAUGCCCAAGAUCCCCUGUCGAAUCUGCCUCCCAUCUUCUUUGCGCAGCCCCGUCCGGACCUGAAACAAUCCAUCAUGGAGGUUAUCCAAGAAAUCACGUCGGACCUCGAGGACCUGCACAAAACCAUCAACGGGCAAGCCACCAACCACAUACAUUCCGGAGAAAUCAUCCUGACGUACGGAAAAAGCGACACCGUGAUCGAGUUUCUGAGAGCCGCCGCGGACAAGAAACUCCGGUUCACCGUGAUCGUCUGCGAGUGCGCCCCGCACUACGAGGGGCACGCCAUGGCCCGUGCCCUGGCGGAGCCCACCGAGGCGGGCAACUCGAUCGACGUGUGCGUCAUUCCCGACGCCGCGAUCUUCGCGAUGAUGGCCCGGGCCAACAAGGUCCUCCUGCCGGCCCACGCCGUCCUGGCCAACGGGGGGCUGGUGGCCCCCAGCGGGUCCAACCUGGUCGUCUCGGCGGCGGCGGAGAACGCGGUUCCGGUGGUCUGCCUGACGGGAAUGUUCAAGCUGACGCCCUUGUUCCCGCACGAGGGCCAGGACACGCUGAACGACCUGCUGAGCCCCGGUUCGGUCGUCGAUUACACCUCGCAGCAGGACCAGGAGGUGGACUUUGUCAACCCCCUCUACGACUAUAUACGGCCCGAGCGCAUCAAUCUGUACGUGACCAACGUCGGAAGUUUUCAGCCGAGCUACAUCUAUCGAUUGCUGUCCGAAUACUACCACCAAGACGAUUGGGGAUCGCCGAACUAAACUAAAAAUGCAUCGUGGACGACCCACCGAGUCUUCAACACUAUAUUUGUAGGUUUCUAACGUUACCGCUUACAGUCGUAUGGCCACGGGCGCACGAAACGCUCCUGCGGGUCCGGGAACGGCGAUCCUGUUGGAGUCUUGCGGGAUAUCCCGCAAGGAUGGAAUCCACCGAGAUCCAGGAUCGGAACGCCCCCGGUUCUGCGUCCUAGCCAUCGCUGUCGCGCGCCGCCUCUCGCUACCUUUCGAGUUCAGCGCUUGCUGUCUCUCGUUUUCAAAACAUCGUGCUUUCCCCCCGCGUGCGGCCACGCACGGUAGAGCCCAACAAUCACAAGCCAUCUACAGUACGAUACCUUUCGGUACGUACGCUCCACGGUCCUCCAUGUCUUGCGCCAGCUACAAAACACGACCGAUGGUCCCAUCCAUAGAAUUCAACCCCCCGCGUGGUCCGCGACCCGUUUCCGGCGGUCGCCUUUCGCCAUGCCUCGCUACGCAACGUUUCCUUUCGUUUCCUUUCCUUUCGUUUCGUUU